Tyto alba (common barn owl) is the source of this 1566-nucleotide messenger RNA. RefSeq lists its product as uncharacterized. The record is from RefSeq and is a predicted model, not a curated record. Lineage: Eukaryota; Metazoa; Chordata; Aves; Strigiformes; Tytonidae. The transcript is spliced from 4 exons. The coding region runs from base 1 to 747 and encodes 248 amino acids.
AUGGCCUGUAUUGGCCGACAACAGCUCUCUGUCAUAACAAAAUGGCUUAUAGCAGAUAACUUCAAGAAGCAACUUAAUGAUGCUCCAGGUUGCAGGCCAAACCAUUCCCGCAGGAGCAGUUACACUCUGCUCCGGGGCGACAUUCGGGGGCAACGCCGUAUUUUUCACCGGUCAGACGCCUGCACAACACCGCCACACGUACCGCACUCCACCUCGGCGGGUUUGUGUGUGAAAGCGCGCUAUGACUUGGUGCGUCUAACGCGGCACCGCAGCACAGACCCGACUCACUCCCAGCCCCGCGCUGGGCUCUCCCGGGGGACUCGCCUCACCAGCGCCCACGGCCGCCCGCCCUCAGACCGAGCACUCUCCGCGCCACAGCCACCGGCCGCCCGCGGGGGCUUCGCCACAGCGCGGGCCGCGCCACGCGAGCCAGGCCGCCUCCCCUCAGCAGCUGCGCGCGCUCCGACCACCCCGCUGACGGCUCCUUUAAGACCGAAGUCUCGCCGCGCCGCUCUUCUCGCGAUACCCGUCCGCGCCACUGUCGAUGUUCGGACGUCGCCUGUUCACGUUUGCUCCGGUGGAAAUGGAGGGCAGGUGCGGAAGGCUCGGAGGAGCUCGGCAAUCCACGGUGGGCGCUCCCGCACGUUCCCCGUGGGGCGGCGGGCCCGUGGGAGCUUGCGGGCGCUGCCUUGUGCGUGCAUCUCCGUGCCACAGUGCCAUGAGGCCUUGCCUGGUGGCGAGGCUUGAGUUGGAAAGGUGUGGUGGUGUAUACGGUUUAGAAAUACUGAGGAAUCUCUCUUUAGAUCAGAUCUGCUUGUCAGAAGCAUACGUUUUGAGUUUGUUCGUUGCAACAAGUGGAAACGUGGUUAAGCGAACUCAGAGCAUCCUGCUUUGACAUUUUUUGGAAAUGAACAUUUUGAGUUUUAUUUUAGCCUCUUUUGUGUGUUAACUGUGUAGUUAAGCUUUACACCUUAAGAAUGGCAAUGCUUUUACUUUAUUGUAUCUUUGAAUUUUGCUUUUACUGUAAUUUAUUGGAGUAUAAGAAGAAUCUUUGCAGUCUACAUUAAGGUGUCAGACCUCAAUAGUUAGAAAGCAUUCAUGAUAGUUUUGCCUUUUUUUUGUAUAGGAGUGACUGGUGAAAGGAGCUAGUGUCUGACAGCAGGCCAUUAUCAGCAUGAUUUAGUACAGUUAAUAUAUAUAAUGGCACCUUUUUUUUUUUUUUUUUUUUCCCCAGCUGUGGUAAAAGGGGCUAAGUAUAGGCAGGCUGAUACCUGAAAUACCAACUUUCUUCACUGAUGGCACUGUACCCAUGCUAGAAAGCCAUACCAGUUAAUUUUCUUCAUUUUUAAAGAUAGCUCUCUACACAAAUUAUAGUGCUGGUUCAAAAACAAAGUUAAUGAAUCAGGCUUGUUAAAGUAGCAAUUCUUGCAGUGGCUUAUAUAGCAUUGUCUUCUGAGGUUUUAUAGCAAUGGUGUCCUUAAUGCUAUCAUUCCCUCUUCUUCCCCUCUUCUCCUCUUCUUCCCCUCUUCUCCUCUUCUUCCCCUCUUCUCCUCUUCUUCCCCUCUU